Messenger RNA from Peromyscus eremicus (cactus mouse), 753 nucleotides. RefSeq names its product vomeronasal type-1 receptor 4-like. Gene Ontology annotation, cellular component: membrane. NCBI's taxonomy places the organism in Eukaryota, Metazoa, Chordata, Mammalia, Rodentia, Cricetidae. Bases 1 to 753 code for a protein of 250 amino acids. Gene Ontology annotation, biological process: G protein-coupled receptor signaling pathway. The transcript has a single exon. Gene Ontology annotation, molecular function: pheromone receptor activity. The record is from RefSeq and is a predicted model, not a curated record.
AUGUCCUCUCAAAAUAAAACUCUAAAAUCCACUGAGGAAUUGGCUCUCCAGACGCUCCUGCUUUUCGAGGUUGGGUGUGGGACACUGGCCAACAUUCUUCUGUUUGUUCAUAAUUUCUCUCCCAUCUUUACUGGCUCUCGACUGAGGCCCACACAGGUCAUUGUCACCAACUUGACUAUGGCCAAUGUGUUCGUUCUCCUCGUCACUGCAUUUCCAAACAACAUGAUGGUUUUUGUUCCAAGGAAUCCUCCAACUAACCUGAAAUGCAAAAUUGAGUUCUUCAUUCCCCUGGUGGCUCGAAGCACAAACAUGUGCUCCACCUGUGCCCUGAGCAUCCAUCAUUUUCUCACUCUUGUUCCUGGUCACUGGGGUAGGCUGAAGCCUCUAGGAAGAGCUCCUAAUGCCCUGAGUUAUUCUUGUUACAGUUGUUGGUUGUUCAGUGUCAUAAAUAAUGUCUACAUUCCAAUGAAAAUCAGGGGUCCACAGAGCACAGGCAAUGACACUCACAAUCAAGGCAAGUGGGUCUGCUCCACAUCUGGAUUCAGUGUAGGCAUUGUCAUCUUGCUUUUUGCCCAUGAUGCCAUAUUCAUCAGCAUCAUGGCCUGGACCAGUGUCUCCAUGGUGCUUCUCCUGCAUAGACAUCACCAGCGAACACAGCACAUCUUCACUGCCAAUCAGAACCACCGAGGCCAUGCUGAGACUAGAGCAGCCCACACCAUCCUCAUGCUUGUGGUCACAUUUGUUGGCUUGUAA